CGGCGGCGGCGCUGGAGGCGGGAGGUGCUGGAGCAGCGAGGCCGGGCCGGGCGGAUCGGCCGCGGAUUGCCAGGCGGAGGCGGAGGCAGAGAGGCAGGCAGCAGCAUUGUCGUCGCUAGCCUUCGGUCGGGAGGCGAGGCCGGCAUGGAGGGACGGGCAGCGGCGGAAGCCGCCGCUGUGGCCAGGGGAACGCCGGUGGCGGGCGGCUCCGGGGCGGCGCGGUGACCGGUGGGGCCGGGGUCGGGGCCGGCCGGCGGCGAUGCGCCCGCCCUGGCUAUGGAGGAGCGCUGGCACCGCGUGCUGGUGGCGCUGCUGAUGCUGCUGCUCUUCGGCGGGCUGGUGCUGCAGUACGUGUGUCCCGGGAGCGAGUGCCGGCUACGGCAGCGCCUGGCCGAGGGCGCCCCGUCCGUCUUGCUGGCGCGGCAGGCCGGCGGCGGGGGGGACCCGUACCGGGCGGAGGACGAGAGCCCGCCGCGCUUCGUGCCGCGCCUCAACUUCUCGGCCGCCGACCUGCUGCGCCGCGUGGACUUCCACAUCGCCGGCGACGACCUCAUCGUCUUCCUGCACAUCCAGAAGACUGGCGGCACCACCUUCGGGCGCCACCUGGUGCGCAACAUCCAGCUGGAGCAGCCCUGCGAGUGCAAGGCCGGGCAGAAGAAGUGCACCUGCCUGCGGCCGGGCAAGCGGGAGACGUGGCUCUUCUCGCGCUUCUCCACCGGCUGGAGCUGCGGGCUCCACGCCGACUGGACCGAGCUCACCAACUGCGUGCCGGCCGUGGUGGACGGCAAGAAGGACGCCCAGCUGCGCCCCACCAGGAAUUUCUACUACAUCACGAUCCUCCGAGACCCGGUGUCUCGGUACUUGAGCGAAUGGAGGCAUGUCCAAAGAGGAGCAACCUGGAAAGCUUCGUUGCACGUUUGUGACGGAAGAUCGCCAACUUCCGAAGAGUUGCCCAGCUGUUACUCGGGGGACGACUGGUCUGGCUGUUCUCUGCAAGAGUUCAUGGAUUGCCCGUACAACCUGGCCAACAACCGCCAAGUCCGCAUGCUGGCUGACCUCAGCCUGGUGGGAUGUUACAAUUUGUCCGUCAUGCCAGAAGAGCAACGGAACCAGGUUCUUCUGGACAGCGCCAAGGAGAACCUAAAGCGGAUGGCCUUCUUCGGCCUGACGGAAUUUCAGCGGAAGACUCAGUAUCUCUUUGAGAAGACGUUUAACAUGGUCUUCAUCUCACCGUUCACGCAGUACAAUAGCACACGGGCUUCCAGUGUGGACAUUGACAAAGAGACUCAGAAGCACAUUGAGGCUCUCAAUUUUUUAGAUAUGGAGCUCUACGAUUAUGCAAAGGAUCUUUUCUUGCAAAGGUACCAAUACAUGAGACAGAAGGAGCACCAAGAGGCCAGGCGUAAGCGUCAGGAGCAGAGGAGGCUCUGGAGGGCCAGGCAGGUUCACAGCAAGGAGCAGAGCAGCGCAAAUGCCACGACGGACUAUGUCGGGAAUGUGGAGCAGUGGCGAUAAUGACAGGGGCUGGCUUUAGUUUUUAGAAGGGUCCUGAUUUCAAAAAGCAAGGGCAGGAUUGCAAAACGCAGAGGACAAAAUAACCAAGAAACCUUUGCUUCUUCGAGGGUUGAGGAAUGGACACAAGGGCCUCCGAUGCGUGGCCUUUGCCCAAAUGCUCUUUGCAUUAAAUGUUGUACCGUAUGUGGGUUGACCUUUUCAUAUCUGUGUGUCUCAGAUUUAAAAAAAAAAAAAAAGCUGGCCUGUUUAGCAGAACAACUAAAACUAGUAAUCGCUAUCAGAAAAGAUUACUUGGGGGACAACAGAGUUUAAAAAUUGGAUGAUGUGGUUGUUAUGGUUACAGCCAAGGAAGUUGGGGGAUUUUAUUGCAUUUUCAGGUGGGGAAAGUAUGUUUAUGAUGUGCAAUAUGUGACCAGUGCAUUGCGAGGGGACCAUCAACCUUUUUUUUUUUUUUUACAGCAGGGAUGGGAACCCUGUGGCUCUCCAGAUGGUAUUAAGACUACGAUUUCCAUCAUCCUUGACUGUUGGCCGUGCUGGCUGCUGGGAGCUGG
This is a messenger RNA of Rhineura floridana, 2066 nucleotides long. RefSeq names its product heparan sulfate 6-O-sulfotransferase 2 (gene HS6ST2). The transcript is spliced from 2 exons. Gene Ontology annotation, cellular component: membrane. Gene Ontology annotation, molecular function: heparan sulfate 6-sulfotransferase activity. The record is from RefSeq and is a predicted model, not a curated record. NCBI's taxonomy places the organism in Eukaryota, Metazoa, Chordata, Lepidosauria, Squamata, Rhineuridae. Bases 277 to 1515 code for a protein of 412 amino acids.